Messenger RNA from Tribolium madens (black flour beetle), 2140 nucleotides. RefSeq names its product facilitated trehalose transporter Tret1-2 homolog. Gene Ontology annotation, cellular component: membrane. Lineage: Eukaryota; Metazoa; Arthropoda; Insecta; Coleoptera; Tenebrionidae. The record is from RefSeq and is a predicted model, not a curated record. Gene Ontology annotation, biological process: transmembrane transport. Gene Ontology annotation, molecular function: transmembrane transporter activity.
UCGAAUAAACUUGAAAAUUCGGAGAAAGCACUAAAUCUGACGCAAUCCGCGCCAAAUUCACAGUCAUUUUCAAUUCGAAAAACGGUGAAAUUGUGAUAGAAAAAUAACUGAUUUGUUCACCGAAUCCGGAAUACAUUAUCUCAAGGCUUCGACUUCCUUUGCAAUUAUUAAUGAGUAACACACACUCGAAAUAAUUAAUUUUUCUUUAUCAUUUUUAUCUCGUUUUAUCACCACUGUCUCGAGUUUGCACGUUGAGAGAGAAUAGAAUGAAAGAGAAUCACUUGUUUAAGCUAAUUUUGCACGAGUGAGUGGAUUUAUUGUGCAAACAACUUCGCAAGCAAGCACACAUGCGUCCACUUUUUCCCGAAAACCGAAUUGAACCCUGCUCGCCUAAAUCCACACAAAAAUGGACGCUAUUGGGGGUAGCUGCUACAGUUUGAACAUUUUAGAAAAUGAGAGAAAAAUCCGCGAGGAGAAAGAACGUGAGGACAAAUUCAACGAAACUGUGGGGAGUCGAGGCUCAAUCAGUCGCUAUGAGGGCAAAAGCUUCAAAACUCUUCUUCCGCAAAUGUUGGCUUCUGCCAUCGGAGCCCUAUUUCACGUCGUCGUCGGAAUCUCAUUCGCCUACUCUGCGAUUCUCCUACCCCAACUCAAUGCUGAAGACUCAGAUCUCAAGAUCACCAAAGAUCAAGGAUCAUGGAUCGCCAGUGUUGUCACAAUUACGAUUCCCGUGAGUGGGAUUACUUGUGGUUUUUUAAUGGACAGCAUUGGUCGUCUCAAUACCGUUAAAUUGGCGAUGAUACCUGCAGUGGUAGGAUGGAUCAUCAUCGCGACGUCGAAGAGCGUCUUGAUGAUGAUUAUAGGGCGGAUAAUCACAGGAUUCGCGGCUGCUUGGGGCACUAGUCCCGCCAUGGUCUACAUUACUGAGAUUGCUAGAGCCGAUAUGCGAGGAUCUUUGAUGUCUUUUGCACCGGCGUACACCUCGUUAGGUGUCGUUUUGGCCUAUUUCGAAGGCUGGUUAAUGAACUGGCGAACUGUAGCAUGGGUGUGCCUCGUCUACGCCAUUGUUCCCUUCAUUCUGGUCAUGUUUAUCCCCGAAAGUCCCGCUUGGUUGAUAGCCAAAGGCCGAAAUGAGCAAGCAAAGAAAUCCAUUAACUGGUUAAAUAAAUACCAACCACGAGUACCAAUCAGUGAUCAGACUUUUGCCCAAGUGCAAUUCGAAUAUUUAAUCAGAGAGCAUGAAGAAAAAGAAAAAGCGAAAAAUAACAAUGGGGGAUUCACAGCACGUGUGAAACAAUUACUAAAACCCACGGGAUACAAACCUUUGCUCAUUCUUCUGGGCUUGUUUGUGUUUCAACAGUUUUCAGGGAUUUACAUCACGCUGUUUUACUCUGUUAACUUCUUUGAGGAGGUGGGCAGCGGUCUUGACCCUUACUUCGUGUCGAUCCUCAUCGGCGGAGUCCGCUUCCUCAUGUCCAUCAUCAACACUUACAUGUUGAAAACCUUCGGCCGGCGAACUCUAAUAAUCUACGGUUCUGCAGCGAUGGCCGUUUGCAUGUUCGUCUCCGGCCUUUACACUUAUUGGAUCAAAGAAGGUGUCACUACAUUAAACUGGGUCCCAGUGGUGGCCAUCCUUCUAUACGUGGUCACAUCCAUGGUGGGUCUCUUGUCCAUCCCAUGGACCAUGACGGCCGAAUUGUUCCCUAUCGAAAUCCGGGGAAUGGCCCACAGUAUCGUCUACAGCACUGCCUACUUCAUCAUGUUUUUGUCAAUUCAAAGUUACAAUACGCUGAAGGAGACGUUUAAUGGAGUCGCGGGACUUCAGUGGUUUUUCGCAGUGACUUCGUUGGCAGGCCUGGUCUAUGCAUAUAUUUUACUACCAGAAGCUCAUGGGAUUAAGUUGGCGGAAAUACAGGAGUAUUUCAUGUAUAAUAAUGUUUAUAUAGGCGAGGAAGACAAAGAAGAGUGUGGAGAGGAAGAAUGAAGAACAGAAAGAAGAAUUAAUGAAAAACAAUGUUUGAUAUUUAUUUUUGAUGACAUGCAGGUUGCAAGACUGGUAAUUUUAGAUACUUAUUAUUUGUUUUAAAAUAAUUCUGUGACAGAUUUAUAAAUUGUAACAAAUAAAUGACGUUACAUUGUU